AGGGCUUGAAUGACGUCGGAGAGAAUCGACGUAAUUUUGUCAACAGAAAAAAAAGAAGCUCCACGGAUCGUGCAUGCGCAUUACACACCGACAGCGGGGACAAGCCAACAUUUUGGGUACACACCACUCCUGCUCAGCCCUCCCUGCUCCAGCCGAACCUCCGCACACACACACACGGCGUUUCAGUAAGCAAGAGGUGCAAGCACAGGCAUGGCGAACGUUGUGGACACCAAGCUAUACGACAUUUUAGGAGUUUCGCCGACCGCCACCGAAAAUGAACUCAAAAAGUCCUACCGCAAACUGGCCAAGGAGUAUCACCCUGAUAAGAACCCUGAUGCCGGAGAUAAGUUCAAGGAGAUCAGUUUUGCAUACGAAGUGCUGACCAACCCUGAGAAGAAGGAGCUCUAUGACCGCUAUGGCGAGCAGGGACUACGGGAGGGGGCUGGCGGAGGCGGGCCAGGCAUGGAUGAUAUCUUCUCCCACAUCUUCGGGGGAGGACUGUUUGGCUUCAUGGGGGGGCAAGGGGGCCGAGGGGGGCGUAACGGGGGCAGGCGGCGAGGAGAGGAUAUGGUGCACCCCCUCAAAGUUUCCCUUGAGGACAUGUACAAUGGCAAAACCACCAAACUACAGCUGAGUAAGAAUGUUCUGUGUAGCUCCUGUAACGGCCAAGGGGGCAAGGCGGGAGCCGUGCAGAAGUGUGUCGCGUGUAGAGGGCGUGGCAUGAGGAUCAUGAUCAGACAACUGGCGCCUGGCAUGGUCCAACAGAUGCAGUCGGUCUGCACAGACUGCAGCGGAGAGGGGGAGUUGAUUAAUGAAAAGGACCGCUGUAAGAAGUGCGAGGGGCAGAAGGUGUGCAAGGAGAACAAGCUUCUGGAGGUGCAUGUAGACAAAGGCAUGAAGCACGGCCAGAAGAUCACCUUCUCUGGGGAGGCCGACCAGGCCCCAAACAUUGAACCAGGAGACAUUGUCCUGGUGCUGCAGGAGAAGGAGCAUGAGUAUUUCAACCGUGAAAGCAGUAACCUUCAUAUGACCCAGCGCAUUGGCCUGGUGGAGGCUCUCUGUGGCUUCCAGAUCACCGUGGCACACCUCGACGGCCGCCAGCUUCUGGUCAAGAGCCCACCUGGCAAGGUCAUAGAGCCAGGCUGCAUCCAGGUGGUGAAAGGAGAAGGAAUGCCCCAGUAUAGGAAUCCCUUUGAGAAGGGAGACCUGUACAUGAAGUUUGAAGUUCAGUUCCCCGACAAUAACUGGAUUAACCCUGAAAAACUAGUCGAACUUGAAGACCUGCUCCCCGCGCGCGCCGAGCACCCCGUCAUCUCCGCCGACGUGGAGGAGGUGGAGCUCAGCGACUUCGACCGAGCCCAGGGGGCGGGCAGCGGCGCCCGGCGCGAGGCCUACAACGACAGCUCGGACGAGGAGGGGGGCCCGCACGGGCCCGGGGUGCAGUGCGCGCACCAGUAGGAGAGACCCGCGUACCGCCGACGACGACGACGACGACGACGACGACGACAACACAAACAACGACAUACGCACACAUCGACAUUCACACCUUGAGUACCACUGCUCCCACACAAGGCCCGAGUUGGCACAUAACGCGCACAUUCCUCUCUUUUCUCAAUCCCUGGGGGAAGGAGAGUCUCUUAACACCCGUCAUGCUCAUUCUCUCCAGUUCUAGUGUGGCUGGAUGUGUGACCAAUAUAAUGUUUAUGGGCCGCAGUGAUCGUCCGUCAUCCGCGAGGUGAAUAUUCCUUUAUCGGCUACGUUUAAUGAAACCCUCCGAAAAUCCAUGCUAGGCUUUUCCAUGUCACCGGGGCCACAUGCCCGAAUAGUGUAUAGAAUGCAACUAUUGCACCAUCUGCCAUCUUGUAUAAGGUGUAGUCUAGUCUUUCCCAUGCGAGCGCAUGGUACCGAAUUGCCGCAGAACUCGCACAUCCAGGUCCCGUGUCAAGAAUGUAGGAUGUUGCAUUAAGAUUUACCAACGCGACUUUCUGUACCUUGCAAAGUGUUCCUGCAAUCAAAGAUCCCAAAUUGGAAGGAUCUGACCUGAUGACAGCCGUCAAAGCAUGUCUUCACCUUGUACCGAGGUAAACGGGUGGGGCAUCUCGGCCCUUCCUGUCAUUUAAUGGGUUAUCUUGGAUCUGAGAAUGACCCAGCUUUUCUUUGACUACUAUAUUGAAUAUUGAUAUUGAAGCUUAAUAUAGGAGAUAUUUGUAGUAAUAACCAACGCGUCUUUGUUGGAUACCAUAUUUUCUCGGGUCAAUACCUCUUUAAGUUGCUGAGUGAGACAUUAAGAAUGCAACACAUGGACCCAAGUUUGAGUUGUACCUCUGUUUGAGUCGAAGACUCGUAUUAACGGAUAUGUCUGGGAGCCACGGUGGAAUGUUGCGUUUCCUGUAACCGGUUUUUAUUAUGUUUUGGGUUUGGACAUUAGAUCAAAUAGUUUUUAGAAGGAAAGGGCACUGAUAAUGGAUAAACAAAUAAGCACUUUCGACACUUAAGUCCAAUGACCAAGCACCGUCUGAUUAGGAAACCCUCUGUGCUUGACUCCUUCUCUGUUAAUAUGCAUCUUUGCCGUUAAGGAGGUGUGACGCCAAGCGAUUUGCCCAAGGACAUUUUGACACAACCCCUCUCCCAAUGAGCCUGUAAAUACUUGUUCUAGUGCUGAGGUGCAUCUACGGUCCAUUCUGAGGUCACAGCACUUAUGUUUCAAAAUAGCCUGUGGGUUUACCUGUUCUGUUGCUAAUGUUAUGUGGACAUAGAGGAGUGUGGACGGGAACCUCUCUAGGCUGGUGGCAUGUAUUGUAUCAUCUUAUUCAGGCCACAGAGAACCUACAGAAGACUUGAGGUCAAUUGCUAAUGAUUGAGCGUGUUUAUGCCUAUCUGUCAAGAUGAACUAUAUUAAAAAGUUACCAUAUAG
Messenger RNA from Gadus macrocephalus (Pacific cod), 2914 nucleotides. RefSeq names its product DnaJ heat shock protein family (Hsp40) member A2b (gene dnaja2b). Lineage: Eukaryota; Metazoa; Chordata; Actinopteri; Gadiformes; Gadidae. The coding region runs from base 211 to 1458 and encodes 415 amino acids. Gene Ontology annotation, biological process: protein refolding; response to heat. The record is from RefSeq and is a predicted model, not a curated record. The transcript has 9 exons. Gene Ontology annotation, cellular component: cytoplasm; cytosol. Gene Ontology annotation, molecular function: Hsp70 protein binding; ATP binding.